UGCAGAAAAUGGCCACAGUUGGAGCAACUGCUCCACCCGUCCCCUCUGUGUACACAACUGAUGCAAACAUAUUAUAAUAUUAAUACCUCUUUAUUUACAGUUUCUCCUGAACUUUUACUAAAUAAAGAAAGUAUGUUGAUGGAUAAACUAUUUUCCUAAAUUAUGAGUGAACUUCGAACACGGUACUCUACUACAAAUGUGGACAAAUAUGACCACACAAUGAACUCUGAACAAGAUAUGAACUCAUUCGAUGACACCAUGAUGGAAGGCCACUCAGAACGCACAGCUACUACAGGCAACAUGCCAACAUAUAGUGCCAGCGACAUGAAAGUGGAUAGUUCCAGAGAAGAAGAUGACCUUGAUACACCCAGAGUCCGACUUUUUGGGCGAAGCUUUAACAGGGUUGUAAUGAUGACCCAUUUCAAUAUUUUUUUAUACUCAAGUGCUUUCUGGAUUCAGACUGCUGUUUUUCCUUAUUUAUCUAAAGAACUUGGAGCAGACCCUGUUGUGUUUGGCUACCUUCAAACUACAUUUGCUGUGGUGCAGUUAGCUGGUGGACCGGUGUUUGGCAGAUUUGGGGAUCUGUUUGGGAGUCGUAUAGCCAUGAUGCUGUCCUUUGUUGCAGCUGCAGCUUCCUACUUUUUACUUGCAGUUUCUACAAAUAUUCCAUUACUAUUCUUAUCACGGUUGCCUUCGGUUUUUAUGCAUGCUAUGCAAGCCGGACAGAUGAUUGUUACAGAUGUGUGCGUCCCCAAGCAGAGAGCAGAUGCACUGGGCAAAUUGGGCUUGUCUUAUGGUAUUGGGAUGGUUAUUGGGCCAGUGAUAGGUGGCUUGAUAGCUAAAUUUUUUAGCCUAGAGAAAGCCACUGUGGUAGCCUGUAUAUUAUCCUUGGUUAGCAUUGCCAUCACCUACAUCUAUAUCCCUGCAUCAAUAAAGAAAGCUACUCCUGCAGAAACAGACAAUAAUGUUUUCAACAUUAAAAAAAUAUUGGAGUUAAUGGCAGCUCCUGGUGCUAUUUUUCUGAUUAUUAUUAAAGUUGCAACAGGUAUUCCUAUAGGUAUAUUCCAGAGUAUGUUCAGCAUCGUAGCCCUUGAUAUGUUCAAACUGCCAGCAGAACAAAACAGCUACAUUAUGUCCUACAUUGGCAUCAUGGCUAUGAUUGUGCAGGGUGUAGGUAUUGGUGUUGUGACUAAAAGAUUCUCAGAGUUGAACAUCCUGUUUGGGUCAGCAUUUAUAUUGACUGUCUCUUAUCUCAUGUUGUCAUUUGUGACAACAAUCUGGCAGAUGUGUUUUGUUUUUAUUCCUCUGAUCACCGGCCUCACAUUCCAAAAUGUUGUUACAACAAGUGCCCUUACACACACUGUUAGUGUGGCUGACACAGGUGCCAUGCUAGGCCUGAGUAUGGCUGUCAACUCACUCAUCAGGUCCCUCUCCCCCACAGUGGGUGGCUAUAUGCUCAAGGAGUAUGGCUUUGAAUCCUUUGGAUAUUUAGGCUUUGUCACAAGUUUUAUCGUCACUGCUGUUCUAUUUGUACGGAAGAGAGCUGAAUUAGAUUAGCUGUAGAGAUUAAUUAAUCAAAACUUUUUAAUCCCCAUUAGACUGUAGAACCACAACUGUAUAUCUUGAGUGCUCA
Physella acuta is the source of this 1633-nucleotide messenger RNA. Its product is annotated as solute carrier family 22 member 18-like. Gene Ontology annotation, biological process: transmembrane transport. The record is from RefSeq and is a predicted model, not a curated record. Gene Ontology annotation, molecular function: transmembrane transporter activity. Lineage: Eukaryota; Metazoa; Mollusca; Gastropoda; Physidae. Gene Ontology annotation, cellular component: nuclear envelope.